Solea solea (common sole) is the source of this 2398-nucleotide messenger RNA. It is a transcript of the gene spata18, whose product is annotated as spermatogenesis associated 18. The record is from RefSeq and is a predicted model, not a curated record. Gene Ontology annotation, biological process: mitochondrial protein catabolic process; mitophagy by internal vacuole formation. The transcript has 12 exons. Gene Ontology annotation, cellular component: mitochondrial outer membrane. The coding region runs from base 270 to 1739 and encodes 489 amino acids. Lineage: Eukaryota; Metazoa; Chordata; Actinopteri; Pleuronectiformes; Soleidae.
ACCACGACUCACGUUUAUCACUGAUCACUGACUUCUUCUAAAAGAACACAUGUGAGCAGGUUGGAUGGUUGUCAGCUCGUCUUUUCGCUUGGUUACCAACAACUGAAGCGGUGCUUGUCAUUCGUGUCCUAGGUGGAAAGACAGACAGACAGAGAGACAGACAGACAGGACAGGACAGGAGAGGACAGGAGAGGGCAGAGGACAUCGCUGCUUUCUCAGAUUAAAAGGCCAUUGUCCUUUUGUUCGAGUGUUGGUUAUCGUGGACGAACAUGGCCGACAGUUUAAGAAGACUUGCCAACACGUCUUCCUUCAGGAUUUUACAGGACAAGCUCGAGAGCUGGAACCAGGAUUACCAUAUCAUUUCCUGUGACCAAAAUCUGAAUAAAUGUUGCGAGAUGAUUGAAUUGACCGCCAAGAUCCAGGGCCAACUGUUUGCUAUCCUCAACCUCACAGCUGCAGAGGGUGGGCAGUACGCUGGAGUGGACACUCUCAAAACACGUCUGCUGCCGUGGCUCGGAACCUGUUUCUCAAUAACAAGACCCACAUUCGCUGACGACACGAGUCUACAGCUCAUCCAGGACUCAGUGGAAAAGGACAGGAGGAUGAGGGAGCUGUCUGUCUCUCAUGACAAUGAAAUACACAAGAUAGAGACUCAGCUGUGCUCCUCUCGCCUGCACCUUGACUCUGUGAGAGCAGACUUGGUUGAUACUCAGAAGGAACUGGAGGACACAAAGAGCAAAUCAGCAACCACUCUGCUGGCCACCGAAGAUGAAAUAUUACAACUCAAAUCAGAUUUGCGAUCUGCACGCGAGCAGGUGGAGCUUUAUAAAAGGAAGCUGGACGCUGGUGAAGAAUAUGAGCAUCAGAUCUGCUUGCUGAGAGAUGAGGUGUCAUUCCUGAGCUCAGAGAAGUCCAUGCUGAAGGAGAGGCUGGCGAGGAGUCGUUCUCCAAGCCCUUUGCCCAGACUCAGUCGCUCUUCGAGCCCCACGAAGAAUGAGUCACCCACCAGAGCACAGCUCACUAACUCCUCCCGCCAUGCACGCCUCGUGUCUCGCUUCAGUGACAUGUACGCUGUGGAGCGUCUGGAGGCCCAGAGCACACUUCGACGCUAUAUUGCUGAUUUAGAAUUGGUCCAGAAAAUCAUCUUCAUUGCUGUUGUGGAAUCCUUUAUGGCUGCAAAAAUAGCCUACCGCCAGUUUAAGCUACGCGUCAGAAAGACCCUGUCCCCAUCCCAUUUUGGACCAGAAAGUCUAGAGGACACGGCUGUGGACUACAUAGUCAGAAAUUUGGACCUAUAUGAUGUACAGGACAGUGUCAAUGCUGUGAUCAAUGCCAUGAACGUGAACCCUCGGAUCUCCUUCCCACCCGAAGUGGAUUUUGUCCUCAUCAGUGCCUUGAUCAGAGAGACAUGCAGGGUGGCCUUUGCCAUGCAGACCCUCGAGCCCCUACUUGACUUGGCCUUUGCCAGUGAUGGAGAACUUUACAAUGACAACAAGUAUCGUCGUAGCUAUGACUCAGAGUUCACUGCUCCUCUGGUCAUGUACCAUGUGUGGCCGGCCUUGAUGGAAGGAACCAACGUGAUAGUGAAGGGCGAGGCUGUGACCAGAAGGGGAGCUGUGUGGAGUAGAAGCCGGAGUGCCAGCCCUGCACGCUCUCGCUCUCUCAGCCCAACUCGCAGUCUUGCAUAUAACAGCAAAAGAAGCCUGUCUCCUGAGCGACUCACAGCCAGACACCUGUGAUCUCUGGCCUCUCCUUCAUCCGGACAGAAAUCUACACCUCUACUUAUCGUCCAUAAUUUAGGUUUUUAUCUGUGAUUUUCCGCCCAUGUCUGAUAACGCAGAUACUGUACUAAACAAAGGCUGUGUUUACAUUUUACAUUGACACAUGGCAGUUUUUAAUGGGACACUGACUGACCAUAACAAGAGGUCAUUACAUUGUGAAUGAAGCAGAAGAGCCUGGCAGCUAACUGAAAAAGUGUCUUUGUGUUUUAAGUGUUACCAUUUAAAAAAGAAAGAAAAUAGUGUUUUAGUGAUUUUCUUUUAGAGAAAAACUAGCAACUGUGUUCAAAAUGUAGCCUUUUCCUUUUAUUCUUUUAAAAAAGCCUACAUCUGUAAGUAGCAGGAUGAGUUAGGUAUGCUACAGGUGCUAAACCUUGUGCUAAUGAUCAGUGCUAACUUAUAUACCUCUAGUAUUUUUGUGAUAAUGGUCAUUGCUAGUCAGUUCUCAUGGUUACUGUCUUUUUAAUCUUUUUAUUGUAUUUUCUGGUGCUCUUGUUAUCAGACUCAAGACAGAAGGGACCCACAGAACACACUCAGAGGCAGGAAUUAAAAGUUCAUGCAUUAGUCAGCACAGAGGAAACUCGUCACACGGUCAAAGGUAUUAAAGCAGGCAAAAGGAA